Phalaenopsis equestris is the source of this 1434-nucleotide messenger RNA. RefSeq names its product putative septum site-determining protein minD homolog, chloroplastic. Gene Ontology annotation, biological process: negative regulation of cell division. Gene Ontology annotation, cellular component: cytosol; cytoplasmic side of plasma membrane. The transcript has 3 exons. Gene Ontology annotation, molecular function: ATP binding; ATP hydrolysis activity. The coding region runs from base 91 to 1095 and encodes 334 amino acids. The record is from RefSeq and is a predicted model, not a curated record. NCBI's taxonomy places the organism in Eukaryota, Viridiplantae, Streptophyta, Magnoliopsida, Asparagales, Orchidaceae.
AGUCAAUCCAAGUACUCGCGCUCGAUUACAGUCUCGAAUGGCAACGAGCAUCAGCUGAUCGCAUAUUCACAAAAACCCUAGCAGGCAGCAAUGGUUUCUCUUCUCCCAACGAAUACCCUUUUCUCUUCUUCAUCCUUUACCCGCCUCCCUCCAUCCUCAUAUUCUCCGCCCCUACCUUCAUGGCCGACGAAAACCCUACCGACCCCCUCCUCUGCCCGCCGCCGCUCAAUCAGUCCCCGUGCCGUCCUCCAGUGGAACCGCAAGCCACAGCUCGCUGGUGAGACCCCGCGCGUGGUCGUCAUCACCUCCGGCAAGGGGGGCGUCGGCAAGACCACCACCACCGCCAACAUUGGUCUCUCCCUGGCCCGCCUCGGCUUCUCCGUUGUGGCCAUCGACGCUGAUGUCGGCCUCCGCAACCUCGACCUUCUCCUCGGACUAGAAAAUCGCGUCAACUACACAGCUGUCGAGGUCCUCAACGGCGACUGCCGUCUCGACCAGGCUCUCGUCCGCGACAAGCGCUGGCCCUCGCUUGAGCUCCUCUGCAUAUCCAAACCCCGGUACAAACUCCCCCUCUCCUUCGGCUCCAAGGCAAUCACAUGGCUCGUGGACGCCCUCCGCUCCCGCACGGACGGACACCCGGAUUUUGUACUCAUAGACUGCCCUGCUGGCAUUGAUGCUGGUUUCAUUACCGCAAUUGCCCCCGCCGACGAAGCCGUCCUCGUUACCACUCCCGAUAUUACCGCUCUCCGGGACGCCGAUCGCGUCACCGGUCUUCUUGAGUGCGACGGCAUUAGGGACAUUAAGAUGAUUGUCAAUCGAGUGAGGACGGACCUCAUUCGCGGUGAGGAUAUGAUGUCAGUGCUUGACGUACAGGAAAUGCUCGGCCUUCCGUUGCUCGGAGUAAUCCCAGAGGAUGCCGAGGUUAUCAAGAGUACCAAUAGAGGCCUUCCUUUAGUGUUGAACAACCCACCGGCACUGGCAGGCCUGGCAUUCGAGCAGGCUGCUUGGAGACUCGUGGAGCAGGACAGUAUGACGGCUGUGAUGGUAGAGGAGGAGCCUAAAAAGCGUGGUUUCUUCUCCUUUUUUGGAGGAUAAAAGGUGAACGCUUCCUCUAUUGCUGCUGCUGCUUUUAAGAGGAAUGAAAUUUGUGUAAGUUUUCAAGUCUCUUGUUCCUGGAAUGACCUUGGGAGAUAAGAGUUGUCUACAGCAAGAAGAUUUACGCGUGUUAGGGUUUUUUAAUUGCUUGCAAGCUUGCCUUACGAGCUGAACUUUCAUCUAUCUGUCAUAAAAGGUAUGAAUAUUAUUUUUUCUAUUUUGAAAUGUCUAUAAUUGUCACUCUAUCAUGCGACUAAAGAAGUGUCCAAAUAUGUGAAUUGCCCUCCUAAGUCAAAAUCAGUAUGACCAAGGAAAAUUGUUCCUGCAUUUUAGAGCAUG